AUGGCAUACGCGAAGAAUAAAGCGGCGGUCGUCGUCCUCGGCGCCGCGGUGGUGGCCGCGUUCUUUCUCGCUGCUGCUGAGAGCCGCCACCUGGGCGUCAGCCUCGGCGGCGGCGGCGGCGGCGGCGGCGGUGGCCUAGGGGUCGACGUUGGCGGCGGCCUGGGUAUCGGCACAGGGAUCGGCAUCGGCAUUGGUGGCGGCGGCGGCUCUGGCUCCGGGUCAGGAUCUGGGUCUUACUCCGGCUCCGGCUCAGGGUCGGGCUCGGGCUCAGGGGUCCUGGUCCGGCUCAAACUCGGGCUCGAACGCGGGAUCCGGCGGCGCAGGAGCAGGAUCGUACGCUGGCUCCAGCGCCGGCUCGUACGCGGGCUCGAAUGGCGGAGGCUCGGGUUCCUACGCGGGCUCCAACGCCGGCUCCUACGCUGGCUCGAACGGCGGAGGGGCGGGCUCCAACGCCGGCUCAGAAAUGUUGAUUGGGACAUGCAGACUGCAGGACUGCACCGGAAGUAUCAGAUGUGCUUCGGCUUGGCAGAAGUCCAAUCAGACAUAAAAUCAAGGUCUACUUUCCGAAUCUUGAUUGCAGAAUCUCCAUGA
This is a messenger RNA of Miscanthus lutarioriparius, 591 nucleotides long. Lineage: Eukaryota; Viridiplantae; Streptophyta; Magnoliopsida; Poales; Poaceae. The record is from the annotation of a GenBank genome assembly.